AUGCCGAAGCUGUCCUCGCAUUCGCGCUCUCUCCGCCUGGCGCUGCAGCCACCUACCUCAUCCACUUGUCGAAGAUCGACGGGUCGUUCGGUCACUUCCUCGCCGCGGAGGACUCUCGCUUUUCCACGCCAUGGGAUCUUGAGUGAUCCAUGGCUCCCCACGCCAUCAGCAGUGUCUCUUCCCACGGCGUUCUUUUCACCCUCGCGUGUUCGACGAGACGUGAGCGGCCUCGGGGAAGGUCCCAACCAGCAAGACCACAAGCCGCCUGACGAGCGGGUGGUAAAGCUGGGAAAGACUCUGCGGACUCUUUCUCCUCUCCUACCUACAAUCCUGUACAACACACUUCCGCCGGAGAUUCUCGCGCCCAGCGUCAACCUUCACCUCUUCCCGUCGACACAUCCUCACCUUCCUACCGUCAAGGGUCGCACCUUGUAUCGCGCCGCACUAUGGACCGUCCCCGUCGCCUGGAGUAGCGUUCCUCUGGUUGGGAAUGUGAAGCUCAAGAUCUUGAGUGAGCGCAUGGUGCGUGCGGGCACGAUUCUCGACCCUACACAUCACGAUCAGCACGAAUGCGGCGACGAGCGGUUGGUCGUGCGCUGGCAAACUGAGCCACGGACUGAUAGCAAACCUUUCCACGAGGCCAAAAGCGAGGCUGCGCCUCAAACCGACGGCGCAUCGUCGUCCCGGUUCUUCGAUUCAGAUCCCGGCCCGAAAGCCGGACAGAGUCAUCUUUCUUCGUCGAGCAAUGGGACGAAUCGAGGACUGAGCGUGCUGUUGGGUGGAGAGGAGCCUAUGUUUAAGCUCUCCAAGGAAGGGCAGUUCACGGGACUCUUCAUCUUUUCUUUCGAUGAGGAGGGUCGUAUCCUGACCCACACGAUCGAGCACGCGGAUGAAGCGAAUGGCUGGGAUCGAACGUCAAAGUUUGUCACUUUGACAGACUGGCUUAUUGGGAAGGCUCGUGAAUCUCUCGAACCGACCCCUCAUCCCGGCCUGGCCAUCUCUUGUGGGAAGCAUGGUCUAGCAUGCCAUCAGUCGGGGCGCUACUGGCGCCAAUAA
Penicillium oxalicum is the source of this 1056-nucleotide messenger RNA. RefSeq lists its product as uncharacterized. Bases 1 to 1056 code for a protein of 351 amino acids. Lineage: Eukaryota; Fungi; Ascomycota; Eurotiomycetes; Eurotiales; Aspergillaceae. The transcript is spliced from 2 exons. The record is from RefSeq and is a predicted model, not a curated record.